CGCAUGCGCUGCGCGGGCGGGCCAGAGAGUUGUCGGCUAGGAAAUGGCGGCCGCAGGGUUGGUGGCUGUGGCCACGGCUACAGAGUACUCUGGCCCGGGAACGUCGGGAGGUAACCUCUCCGUUGUUAACUGCGGCCCAAACUCCGGCACAGGCCCUGGUCCCGGCCCGGGCUCGUGGAGCCGCUCCCUCGACCGAGCGCUGGAGGAGGCGGCGGUAACCGGGGUGCUGAGCCUGAGCGGCCGGAAACUGAGGGAGUUUCCCCGGGGAGCGGCCAACCACGACCUGACGGACACCACCCGUGCGGAUCUAUCACGAAAUCGCCUCUCAGAAAUUCCCAUAGAAGCAUGUCACUUCGUUUCUCUUGAGAGUCUCAAUUUAUACCAAAAUUGUAUUCGGUAUAUACCAGAGGCAAUUCUAAACCUGCAAGCUCUAACGUUCUUAAAUAUUAGUCGGAACCAGCUGUCUACAUUGCCAGUACACUUGUGUAAUUUACCACUGAAAGUCUUAAUUGCUAGUAAUAACAAAUUGGUCUCACUUCCAGAAGAAAUUGGACACCUCAGACAUUUAACAGAACUUGAUGUGAGCUGCAAUGAAAUUCAAACAAUACCUUCCCAAAUUGGUAAUUUGGAGGCCUUGAGAGACCUUAAUGUAAGAAGAAAUCACUUAGUACGUUUGCCUGAAGAGUUAGCAGAGUUGCCUUUGAUACGGUUAGACUUUUCCUGCAAUAAAAUUACAACAAUCCCUGUUUGUUAUCGGAAUCUCAGGCACCUACAGAUGAUCACCCUAGAUAACAACCCACUACAAUCCCCUCCUGCACAGAUAUGUAUAAAAGGCAAAGUCCACAUAUUUAAAUACCUGAACAUACAGGCUUGUAAGAUUGCUCCAGAUCUGCCAGAUUAUGAUAGGAGACCCAUGGGUUUUGGCUCCUGCCAUGAAGAACUGUACUCAGGUCGCCCCUAUGGAGCCCUUGAUUCAGGUUUCAAUAGUGUGGACAGUGGUGAUAAGAGAUGGUCAGGGAAUGAACCUACAGAUGAAUUUUCAGAUCUGCCUCUUAGAGUAGCAGAAAUUACUAAAGAACAAAGACUACGAAGAGAAGGCCAGUACCAGGAGAAUCGCAGCAGUUUAGUAGUGACAAAUGGUGGAGUGGAACAUGAUCUGGAUCAGAUUGACUACAUUGACAGCUGUACUGCAGAGGAAGAAGAGGAUGAGGUGAGACCACCCAAGGGCUUGGACUCAGACAGCCUCAGUUCACAGUUUAUGGCAUAUAUUGAACAACGGAGAAUCUCUCAUGAGGGUUCACCAGUAAAGCCAGUGCCCAUGAGGGAGUUUCAAAAAUCAGAAGACAUGAGAAGAUAUUCACAUCAAAGCAGGGUUCCAGUUGAGCCAUCUUCUCUCUUGUCACUAUCACCAAGUCACAAUCAGUUUUCACAUACAGACUUAGAACUUCAUCGAAGAAGAGAACAGUUAGUAGAACGUACUAGGAGAGAGGCACAGCUUGCUGCCCUGCAGUAUGAGGAGGAGAAAAUAAGGACCAAGCAGAUUCAGAGAGAUGCCGUCUUGGACUUUGUCAAGCAAAAAGCAGCACAAAGUCCACAAAAACAACAAUCCCCCUUAGAUGGUGAGUGUCCCUUCCCAUCCAGAAGGUCUCAGCACACUGAUGAUAGUGCCUUGUUAGUGUCGCUGUCAGGGGUGAAUCAAGUGGGCUGUGCUACUACCCUGCCUCAUUCUUCUGCCAUCAGGCCUAUUAAGAAUGAUGACAGAUCUAAUGCUGUAUCAAGUUCACCUGCAACAGAAACAGUUCAUCAUUCCCCUGCAUAUUCUUUUCCUGCUGCUAUCCAGAGAAAUCAACCCCAGCGCCCUGAAAGCUUCCUUUUCCGAGGAGCUGUCAGGGGAGAAACAAAUAAAGGUCAUACUUCAUCCCUUCUGCCAUCUACUGCACCUACCACUGAUUCAGCAGAUUCUGUAGCAAGGCAAAAUUCAAGACAGAGAGAAGAAGAGCUGGAAUUAAUAGAUCAGCUACGGAAACAUAUUGAGUACCGGUUGAAAGUAUCUCUGCCUUGUGAUCUUGGAGCAGCUCUAACUGAUGGGGUUGUCCUUUGCCAUUUGGCCAAUCAUGUGCGGCCUCGAUCUGUCCCAAGUAUUCACGUUCCCUCGCCAGCUGUCCCUAAAUUAACAAUGGCAAAAUGUAGGCGAAAUGUGGAGAAUUUCCUGGAAGCUUGCAGAAAAAUUGGUGUGCCUCAGGACAAUCUUUGUUCCCCUUCUGACAUCCUUCAGCUAAACCUCAGCGUUAAAAGAACUGUUGAAACACUCCUUUCUCUUGGGGCACAUUCAGAAGAAUCCAGUUUUGUCUCUCUGUCUAUGCAGCUUUUGGGUUUUGUGGCAUUUUAUUGUACUUUAAUGUUAACUCUCUGUAUGCUUUAUUACUGGAUCUUCCCCCUCUAGCCGAACAAGUGCAUUCCAGUGAUUUUUUUCCACCUCAUUCCUGUGCUUGGUAAAGGAGGUUUGUUUCUCAUUCUGAAGUAUUUACAUGUGCUUUUUUUUUUUUUUUUUUUCUGGCCAUCAAAGAGCUAACCAGUAAAGUAGCUAAAUCCUUCCCUCUGUGUCCAGAUGAGCAGCACAUCACAUUAGUAAUCAUUUAUGAUUUCUAAGAAAAAGUAAAAGACCAGCCUUAUUUCUCCUGCUCAUUCGUCUGUUCUCCUGGCCUGUGUGUGGCCUUAUUCUCUUAUCAUAAACGCUGAGCAUUUCUGCUCAUACAGUCCUGAGCCUGUUGUUAGAAUAUGACUUAGAACUUUAUUCCAAAUGGCAUGAUAAAAUUUCCAUAUAGCCAUUUUCCCAUGCCCCCACACAACCUAAGUGUUGAAAUUGUGAGAAGCAUUAAAAUGAAAAGUUGCUAAACUUUUCAGCAGCUAUUCACAAGGAAGCAUUUGCCCUGUUUGGGGGAGGCACAUGGCCAUGGAAAAUUCUGCAUUGAGCUGUGCCCGGAAAUCCUGAAAUCUCCCUUUAUUGGUAGGGACAGGUCUGCUUAAGCAUUCGCUAUCUGGACAUCUGGAAAGCACUGGCAUUUAAUCUUAAUAAUUUUAAUUUGAUCAGAAUGUUCAGUCCAGGAGUUCGCUGGUGGUGCAGCAGGUUAAGGAUCCAGUGUUGUCACUACUGUGGCUUGGGUUGCUGCUAUGGUACAGGUUUGACCCCUGGCCCUGGAACUUCUGCAUGCUGCAGGCGAGGCCAGAAAAAAAAAAUGUUCAGUCCAAAGAUCAUGUAGGCUCUCUAGAGUGCUGUUCUGAGCCCUUUGAGUUCAUUGAAAACAGCACACAAGCAAAUUAUCCAGAGCGGACCUUCCAGGGUCAGACCUUUGUUAUCUUUAGCUGAACUUUACUUCUAUAAUCCUAUUUAGAAUUUAAAAGUGGGAUUUAUGUAAUUUCUAAUAUAUGUGAACCAUCUUAAUAAGUGAACUUACAUUUGAUAGGCUGUUGAGGAGAUUGUAUCUGAAUAGUAGCAGGUAGAGUAUUAGGCGGCAAUCUCUGUUCUGUACCCAAAGCAGUGAAUGUUAUCUCUUCAGAAGGCUUAGUAUAUCAGCUGCUAGCCUUAAUGCUUGAAACUACUUUAUAAUUGCAUUCAGAUUCUAAUUCUCAUAAAUGGUGCUUUUGUACAUUUACAAUCUCCUGAACUAUUAACAAAAUUAGACCAAGAAACUCAAGUAUGAAGGGAGAUUGUAAGGACCAUAACAUCAUGUUGUAGAAGUCAGUCUGAGGAUCUGAUUGCUUUAGUUGACUUUCAUAUUAAAUGAGAAAAUAUUUAAUGCAUUAAAAACUGUUUACUGUUAAUGCCGAAAACAUUGAACACUGUGUUGAAAACUUUAGUUUUAUACAGUAGUAGUGCCUUUCAGAGUUUGGGGGGUUUUGUUUCUAAGAUGUCUCUGAUCAGAGAUCAUUCCAUUCUGUGGAGUUUUCUCCCUUUUCUACGAAAACACCUGAUAAAAAAGCACAUGGUGUUAUGUGUGGUUUGGGGAGUAAGGGUGCAUUCUCUUCAGAACAGAGUUCUCCCUAAGGCAGCUAGAAGGUAAGUGUGCAUCUGGAGAGCAAAAGCCACUGAGGGAAUGUCUCAGCCACAGGCGUACAGGUUGCGGGACACCCCUAAGAAUGGAGAUUAAGGGAUGGGAUUGACCUCAGAGGAAAUACACUCCCAAGAGCAAAACACUCUGCAGGUUCCUUUUAAGUAUAGUUAAUCUAUACCUGCAGUUGUACUCAAAAGAUUUAUACAAAGUUGCUAGUUUUAUAAGAUCAAAAGAUUCCAUUCACCUUAUUUUAUCAAGGUAAGUAUUAAAUAAAAAGAAAUUAAGCCGGAGUUCCCGUUGGGGUGCAGCAGAAAUGAAUACGACUAGGAACCAUGAGGUGGUGGGUUCGAUCCCUGGCCUCGCUCAGUGGGUUAAGGAUCUGGUGUUGCCAUGAGCUGUGGUGUAGGUUGCUGAUACGGCUCAGAUCUGGUGUUGCUGUGGUUGUGGCUGGCAGCUGUAGCUCCGAUUGGACCCCUAGCCUGGGAAGCUCCAUACACCAUGGGUGCAGCCCUAAAAAGACAAAAGACAAAAAAAAAGAAAAAAAAGAAACUAAGCACAACUACCAGUAACUGCUCAUAAUAAACACUUAUAUUUUUAUUGCAGCUGAUUUUGUAAAACUUCCUAAUAAUAUAUUAAGUGCCAAUGAAAAGCUGAGAAAAAUUCAAUUAUCUUCUUUAAUAAAUAUGUAUAGUCUCUUUUAGUGGAACCAGAAUUCCACUUUCAUUCCUUUAAGGGCAGUCUCUUCUUUCUUUAAUCUAAUCAGUGAUAGGCGUUAUUCUUAUGAUAGGCCUUUUUCUCUUAAAAGCAAGGAUUAACCAAACACAUUAAUGGGGUAAACAAGAUAGAAGUAAUUUAACUUCCUUAAGCGAACUUGUAAACACUUUUCAAAUAUCAUAUAUUAAUUAUGAUAUUCUCACAUCAUAGUACUCCAGCAUAAUUUAAUCCAUUAAAUAUCAGGACAUGAAAUACUUUUUCAAAUACAGUUUCUUUUUUUAAAGUCUGUAAGUCAGAUUUUUUUAACUAAUUCAAACUGGGCCUUCCAUAAAUCACCCAAAGUAGAGGAAAGUUCCUCAAAUACAUCUAAAUCUCAACUUCUGCUUCUUCCUGUGAUCCCUGCCUGGUAUGACAGCCCUAAUUUUCACAGGCCCACAAUGCAAAUAGUGGGCAUUCCUCUCUCGUGCAGUCUGAGUUAUGGCAUGAAACUAUCUCGCAUUCCUACAGUUUGUAAUUUCCAAAGCGCUUUUUUCCUACUAUGCUAUAUUUUUAGGCUUGGGCCAUCUGGUAACUUGGAGCUGUUUGUCUAGUUUCACCUGCCUCAUUUUACUGGUCUGCAUUGCUCUUUUAUUUACCAGAGGUGAAGGAUGUUGCUUUUACUCCAUAGUAUUCUGUUUAUCCUCUGUUGUAUGUAUAUGUAACUUGUCCAUUUUCCAGUUUUCGAAAUGAUCUGUACCUGCUUUUUAGUCGUUUUAAUAAAGUGACAGUGAUUGUUGGGUACCAGCUCUGCGUAACUCAUAUAACAGAGGUCAGUUUCCCAGGUACUGACUCUUCAUAUCUCAAUUCAUUAUUCUGAGGAGGAGAUGCUUUUUUUUUUUUUUUCUUUUCAGUUCUGUGAUGUUCAUCCUCUCUUCUCUUUUGUUUUUAUGUUACGUUGUCCCAUUUCAGGAGCAAUUAUGCUUGCCUCUCCACAUUUUAGAAGAGAAAGGUUUGAGCCAGGUUGCAGUGACGGUCCAGGCUCUCCUGGAACUUGCCCCACCCAAGCAGCAGCAGCACCAGUUUUCUGCUGUGUAAGGACUCCCAGCACCUUGGGCACUGGCCUGGCCAAACCGGAACAGGACCACGUGACUGCUGCUGCCAGCCAUCUGCUUAACAAAGCGCUUAUGUGUUCUUAAAAGGGACUGUUUCCAUGAUUCCUAACAGGAAUGUUUUGCUUCAUUUCUCCAUUUUAGGGGAGGUUAUAUCCAUUUUCAUUGAAUUGUUUAUGAAGACAUGGUUGGUUUUUACAAAUGAAACAAUUCUGUCGUUACUAAGAACCCAACACUGAAGCCUAGCCUGGCUGUGCUUCCCUCUCAGAGAGUAGGUUUUUUCACACAUUGAAGACUAUCUUCUCGGAAGGAUAUUUGCCUCCCUUGAAGGCAUAGACAUGCUGUUUCCGAGCCUUCUAGAGUCUACUGGUUUCUAAAUAGAGUUAUUCAUUAGAAUCUCCUGGAGAAUUUGUUAAAAAUACAGAUUCUUACUCAGUAGGUUUAGAGGCCUGGGUUUCCACAUUUCAGCAAACAUUUCAGGUGUUUCAUGAAGUGAAGACCACUGUUCCAAGCUAGGUAUUUGUGUCAGUUGGAGAAAUAAUGACUUCACUGUGUUUUUCAGUCACAUUUAAAGUCAAAAGCUAUAUUAGGACUAUUUGGAUUAUUCUGUCCAAUGUAAAACAAAAAUAAUGUAGAAGAUUUUGCAUAGUAAAACAGUGAAAUACAUACCACUGUAUUUAAGGCCAGUGUCCUAGGCCUCCCCCCAGCUCUAGUCCACCACCACUUAAGAGGAUGGUUCGUGUAACAUGCCACUAUUAUCCAAACAUAAUCACGCACUCUACACACAGGGUCCUCACCUUCAGGCUGGCAGCAUGUGGCACUCUGCAUCCUGUGUGUUGACUUCAUUGAGCCCUGCACUCUUUACCCCCAUGCUAUUCUCAGGAUACCUGGACCUGCAAACACCUUCCAGUCACAGCUGAUACACUUCUAGCUCCCCAACUAAUGGAUGAUUAUGAAAAUAAAGGAAAAGCCAGGUUUCUUAGAUUUCUUUCACAUAGCUGCCAGUUUCCAUGGCUGAAUUAAAGCACUUGUGGCAUCUUAAAAACAGCUUGCUGUCUUUUCAUCUAGCCGUCUAGCUCCCCCACUAGUGCCUUAUUUACUCAAUUGUGGGUGCAGUUAAAGAGCCCAAGGGCUUAGGCAACACAAAGCCAGGAGCCUUUAUUCAAGUCUAAGCCACUUGGGUCUGUCUUCCCCUGUAUUUUGAGACCCUUUUAGUUGUCAGUGAUAUCUUUUGGUAUUCACUGCCUUUGUAAACUAAGCAAAUAGAGUAGGUGAAGAUAUUCGUUAUCUAGGCUUUUUCCUGUUAAUUGUUCUGGAGCUUUUUUUUUUUUUUUUUUUUUUUUUUAAACCACUGCAUGCAUGCGAGCAUAAAAUGUUCUUUUUAUCAUGUAGCAGCAUCUAAAAGUACCUUUGGAUAAAAUCAUGUUGAGUAUCUGGUCAAAAUAAUGUUUUUUCCUUAUCACAGGUUUAAAAUUAUAUAACACAGAACAUCUGAGCUCAAAGCCCAAUCCUUUAGGAUAAAUGUGUUUUAAGUGCCGUGAGCCAGACCCCUUUGUAUUUAUAGUUCCAAACAGACCCAGCAGUCAUACGACUCGUUUAGAAUUUAGCUGUGUAUAUUUUUAAAUUAUAGGUGUUCUUACUUCUAGUCAACAUUAAACCUCAGUACAAUCUGCAAACUAUAAAAAGCCAUUUGAAAUGAAGCUCACCGGAGUUCCCGUCGUGGCACAGUGGAAAUUAAUCCAACUAGUGACCAUGUGGUUGCCGGUUCAAUUCCUGGCCUCGAUCAGUGGGUUAAGGAUAUGGCACUGCCAUGAGCUGUGGCGUAAAUUGCAGAGGCGGCUCGGAUCCUAUGUUGCUGUGGCUGUGGUGUAGGCUGGCAGCUGUAGCUCCAGUUUGACCCCUAGCCUGGGAACUUCCAUAUUCUGUGGUUGCAACCCUAAAAACCAAAAAAAAAAAAAAAAAGAAAAAGAAAUGAAACUCAGCAAAGGACAGGACUAAUCCCAGUCAAUGUACAUAAUGCAGUAUUUGGAACAUUUUUGACUAGUUUUUCCAUAGAAGUAAUUGGAAUUUUCAACUUCAAAUUUUAUACAUAGCAUGAAAUCUUAUAUAUUUUUAUUAAACUAAUUCAAAUUUAUAUUUGAAUUGUUAGAAAAUAUUUGUGUACAGUUUGGGUUGAUAAUGAAAGAAAAAUAUAAAAUAUAUUGAAUGUCUCUUCUGUGUCAAGAUGCAAAAACAAGUCAUGAUGUUUUGUUGGAAAAUUUUUGUAUUCAGUGUUUUUUAUGUACUUUUUUUGUUGUUUUAACUGGAAAGAAAAUUUAACAUUUAGCCUUGCUAAACUCUAACAAGAUGAAGAUGACUUUGUAACAGUUCCACCUGAUCAUUUAUGAGCUUCCUACUGAAGCACGAAGCAGCGAGCUUCCCAGCGCUGAAGCGGGAAUGAAGAAAAAGCUAAGUGCCCGCCUACUAGGGCCCCUGCCAACUGUGGAGAUUUUAAGCCAUCAGGUUUCUAAGCUUUCAAACUCCUGUUUGCUUAGGACUCCAAACCAGUUUCCUCUGGCAACAGCUUAUGGGAGUAGGGGCCUCUGUAUUCAACUGAAAUAGAGCAGGACACUUAGUAGGUCACUUUCCUUAACAGGCUUUGAAAAUACAGCCUUACAGCUAAUCAAGGAGUGUGAUUUUCUUACUUGAUAACAGGUCAGCAAUGACUAGUGAUCUGUGACUAUGCUGGUGAAUAUGAUGAAUUUUUAAAAACUAAGCGCUUAAAAGGUUAUAUAAAAUGAAGGAAAACAUGGAUAUUUAGAAACCUUUUUAUAUACAUGUUGCAGUAAGAUGGUUUACAGCAGAUUUCAUUUUAUUUCUGAAAAUGUUGUAAACAUGUAAUUAGUAAAAGAUUUUGUAAAACAUUGUCUUAUAUUUGUAUGUCUGUAAAUAUGCAUAAGUCUAAGAAUAAAUAUGUCAAUAUCAUGUAUGUUAUUUUAAAUUGCCUGUAUGCCACCUUCCACAUGACAUUAAAAUAAAAGCCAACACUUCCAUAGGAUGAAAUAAAGGUCGGCUUGAAAAUGUUCAUACCUAA
This is a messenger RNA of Sus scrofa (pig), 8927 nucleotides long. RefSeq names its product leucine rich repeats and calponin homology domain containing 3 (gene LRCH3). Lineage: Eukaryota; Metazoa; Chordata; Mammalia; Artiodactyla; Suidae. Gene Ontology annotation, cellular component: cytoplasm. The record is from RefSeq and is a predicted model, not a curated record. Gene Ontology annotation, molecular function: protein binding.